GUUCUAUGUACCGACAUGAGAUUAGACUUUCUUUGAUCUCAAAAGCAGCAAGUCUUCUGUGCAUUGCAGGCUCAUCCUUACAGACAUCACGGCUAUCAGCAAUCUGGGAGGCAUUCGCACCGUUGAUCAUUGAUCCUGGGAAGUUGAUCUCCCAAGAACCUGCAAUAUGGGCCGUGGGCGUGACGACCCGGAACCGACUUUUGACGAGGACAAAGACCUCGACGAGAUCUGGCCGCAAGUUGUACAACAGUAUGAGAAAAUCACGAGACAGAAGCUGGAUCCCAGAACCACCUUCGCGGCUUUCCAAAUCCAAAUCGACGAAGACAUACAGCGUUCCGCAACAAAGAGCCAUCAACAUGCUCGGAAAGUGCUCAACAACGUUGGGUAUUGUCUUGAACAGUUCGGAAACAUCAUCGUACAAGGGGCGAGCAUAGUCUUCGGUCCAACCGCUCAGUGCUGGAAUGCGAUUAGUUUCGUGAUCACGGCGGCGCGAAAAUUUGGCGACGUCUUGGAUGGCUUCGUCACCUUGAUGGAGCGCUCAUCAGCAUUCCUCCAACGUCUGAACUUCUUCCUGCAACAAGAACGUGAUAAAUCCGGUUCUCGACUGCCAAACCACCUCCGCAAGCCCGCAUACGACAUCUUGUCUCAGUUCCUUGGCGUUCUUCGGUCUUCGUAUAGUCUGGCCACCAGCAGGAGGGAGAGACUCAAGACUAUGGUCGGCGUCCUGCUUUUUAACUCGGAUGCCGGUGUAGCAGAAUCUCUUAAUCUCAUGGAGAUGCGAAUCAAGGACUUCACCAAUGCCCAGGUCGAUCAAAUAUUGGUGGACGUCAAGGGGCUUGCGAGAUAUCUUCGUGAAUCUGACGAGGACAGAAAACGUCACCAGUCUGAAAUCCAAGAAUAUCUCGAGCACGUAUACAGAGUCAACGAGCAGGUACUGAACGUUACUCAGGACAUGAAGGCAACCAUAGACGGUCGUACCACCAAGGAUCAACAUAACGACGAUAAGUCCAAGAUAUGGAAGAGUCUGGCGUUUCAAAAACCUGGUGAACAAGACUCGUGGGACAAGCGGCACAAUGAGAUCUGCAAAGUUCGUGUGAAAGACACUGGGAAGUGGCUUGAGCUUGUUGAUGGGUUCAUGAAAUGGGCUGACAUCAACCAACACGAGAACAAGGUGCUUCUCUUGAAGGCCGACUCUGGUUUCGGGAAAACAUACGUCUCUAACCAUGUCAUCUCGUAUCUUCAAGAGACAUAUCGGGCUGGGGCUGGGCCGAACCAAACUUACCUGGCCUAUUACUACUAUGGUGCCGACAAGGACGAUUCCCUUGAAAAGUGCGUUGGAUCUAUCAUUCACCAGUUUGCAGCCGUAGAUGUUGGAUACGCGAAAGCGGUGGCCAACGCGUGCGGGCGACCAGCGAGUACCGCGCGAGCUGAAGAUCGGUGGAAGCAUCUUGUACAAAGACUACAGAAUCACAUGAAGGGGAUUUACUUCGUUUGUAUAGAUGGACUCGACGGUCGAGGUCAACCUGACAACUUAGAGGCAACCGUUUCGACCAUCGUACAUCAUGCCACGUCCCAGACUGGCUCCGGUGGAGUCUCCAUUCGUCUCUUCAUAUCGGGCAGUGACGAAGCACUUUCAAAAAGUCCACAAGGUGUCGAGGGUAUCCGCAUCAUCACCUUGGAUCCAUCCGAGGACCCUGCCAAGCCGACGGCACUGGAGAGUGAUAGAGAAGACCAACCCCGGUUGACGCCACUGCUGAAUGCAAGUGACCUGGAAGCCGUCACAAGGGCCCGUGUUAUGGACAUAUGCAAGACCAAGCCAGACCUCAAAGCAAUCUUGAAUGAAUCGAACAUCCAGCUUUUGGUUGAGAAUAUUCGUGGGAACUAUGCCCGCCUCGAGGCGAAGAUGACAGAGAUCAACGCUUGCGAUACAGAACGAAAGGUUCAAGAAGUCAUCAAUAACGACAGUGACGACAUCAACACUGUACAAAGAAACAACCUAAAGGCUCUUGAUGCCUCACUGGAUUCAAACCAAGUUCGAAAGCUCAACGAGCUUCUCGUGUGGGUCUCUGGCAUGAUCGGUAGUCCUUCGAUCAAGUUUCUUCAAAGCGCUCUCUACUUUGCCUUGGGCGAAAAAUUUCUUCUAGAAUCUGAGGUUGCCACCACGUACUCAGCAUUGCUCAAAAUCGACAAGGAAGGUGGGGUCAGUUUCAAAUCUGACGAUUACAAAGACAUCCUAUCCGCGAGCGAUGCCCCAAACCCUGGAUCGGCUCUUACGGAUCUACACACUGAAGAAAUCAGCCGAGCUGAGGUCGAUCUUUGCCGUCGGUUCAUCAGGAACGCAUGCGACGCAGUUGAUUACACCAGGUUUAAAUUCGAUGAAUUCUUCGAUACCAUGGCACACAAAGUUCAUAUUUACCUCGGCGAUCAAGAUGUUGUGAGCGUCACAAUCAUUGGCACGUGUGUCGACGUCCUCUGCGAUACCCAGAAAGAUGAGAACCUCGGAGAACUGCGUGAUUAUGCCUCGAAGUGGUUCUAUGAGCACCUCAAGACUCUGGUAGAGAGGCUCGACGAUUUCGAACCCAAUAGGCAAUCCUUGACCGAGAUCGGGGCCAAACUUGUUGACUUGUUUUACGAGCCAGAUCUGAUCGACGCAUGGUUCCUCAAGACGAAUUUGACUUGGCUGAAGUACGAUUGGCUCUACCAAGAUGAUUUCAUCGACCCUCUACUGAAGUUCUGGAAGAACCCUCAUGUAGCCAAAGGCUAUGGAAAACACGCGAAGAAAAGUGAAUGGGUCAGAAAGGUCGUUGCAGACUCCGCAAACAAGUACUUGAUCCUGGAACGAGUGGCAGCACGAUUAGCAAACCAUUGGUUCAGCUGCACGACAACAGCAGCCCCGGAUUAUCUCUGGAUAUCCUAUGGCAUUAUAGUCAAGGGAGCUGGCAAGUCUUUCGACGAGAACACGCCUCCAACUCUCCUUGAGGUUGAUCACUUCAUCCAGUGGGUCAAGAUGCAAGAUUUCGACCUCGAUGAUUACACAUGGGCUUACCGUAAGGGCGCGACCAACUUGACUUUUCAACAUUACAGAGAAGCUAUUCGUGCGUUCGAAGAAGCCGAGCAACACCCAAGGACUAGUUGGGGCGUGGCCCUUGGUCUGUCACGUGCACACGAACAGCUGAAGGACUUCCACGCAGCACUGCAGUACAUACAAAAGUUCAAGUCAUUCAACGGGCCGUCUUUUGAGAUUGACAAGGAGUACAGGCUUGCAUACUGGUCCGUGCUUUUGGCAGAAGGCGAUUGUUAUAGACAGUGCCAGGACUACGACCCAGCUGUCAAAUGCUUCCGAGACAUUCUGGACCAGGAUGUGGAUGCAGAGCUUUGGCCAGGAAGCGUUCAUGAACAUGCGCUCUCGGGGCUUUUCACAACGUGGACCGAAAUGAAGAGCUAUCGCUCGAUCACAGAUUUCAUGCGAAGCUGGAGAAACGCUGAAAAUAAGGAACGAGGUCUCAUCUAUUGGUUCCAGAAGACGGCAAGGGUCGACAAAAUCCAUGGGUGUAUCAUCGUUGCUGCAAAGCACGUCGAAGCCGUGGAAGAAAUCUGCUCGUUGUAUCAGGAUGUCAUUGACCACAUGGCUGCGAGUACCUCCACGAUCGAUGACCAAGGAGAUGGCCUUGAUCCUUAUAUCAGAGGACAAUUGCAAUACUUCCAAGCUGCCCUUAGAUUCCAUGGGAGUCGAUCCCAGCACAACCACGACCGGGGCAUACAGUUGUGGGAAGAGAUCAUUCGAAGGUCUGAUGACCCAUCAUCGUCCUGGUGGACAGCUUACAACGCUAGUCGCAAACUAGCUCCUUGCCUUCUUGAUAAGGCAGUUACUGAAACUCCAGCAGCAUCAUCAAGUCCCUCUGAGAGCUAUGUCAGCAAACUGGAAGCGCUUGCCAAGUUGAACAACACGGUGAUCCGCAACAAUCGCCAAGGUCAAACGGACCCUCGUCUAUGUUUGACGAGGCUGUACCGCCUUAAGGGGAACCAUCAAUCGGCAUUUGCGGAAGCGCAGGCACGACUUUGUAGUGUUUUCGACAAGUGGCCUGAGGAUGCGAAUGAUGAUUCUCUCCAACUUCGCUUCCAGAAUCUUGCACAGACACUGACUGUUCUUGACAAAGACAUCGAUGCCGUUGCAGCAUGGCAAGCGACGAGUUCGCACCAGUCGCAAAAGCCUUGUACAACUGAUGCAAGCGCUACCGAUGCUCUGAAGCCCGCUAAUCCGAACUCAAGUGGUGUCCACCCCGUUCCACCGCUAGCAACAUCUGUCGACAAGGCUGAAAAUGAUCCAGGCGUAUUUACAUCAGUCGAUGCUACGCCGAAAGCGUACAUCUCAGGCUACGACUGCGAUGGGGAAUGUGAGACACAAUGGAAAGACAUGUUGGCCGACUGUUGGGUGUGCAAACACUGUCUCUGCGUGCAGCUGUGCUCAGCCUGCUACGGGAAGCUACAAGCAGACGAUCUCCAUCCUUUGAUUUGCAACAAGGAACACAAGCUGCUCUACCUUCCGCCAUUUGAUCAGAACAUGUGGCAGAGUAUAUCGUCAGAUAUGAUCAUUAUUGACAAGCAGCCGGUGCCACGGCUGCAAUGGUUGAACAAGAUCCGAGACGAGUAUGGGGUACAGCAGGAGCAGAUCGAUAUGCUCAAGAUUGAGAAGGCUAGGGAAUUGAAGGCUGCCACUUGCAUUGCUAGGCAUAUUUUGAGAUGGCGUAGGAAGUUAUUGAAGAUCAGGGCUGCGAGACAACCGACGGUGCCUACACUCCGUCGGGCCCGGACAAUCGUAUAGGUAGAGUGCUCUAAAUUCAGC
Messenger RNA from Macroventuria anomochaeta, 4843 nucleotides. RefSeq lists its product as uncharacterized. NCBI's taxonomy places the organism in Eukaryota, Fungi, Ascomycota, Dothideomycetes, Pleosporales, Didymellaceae. The transcript has 2 exons. The coding region runs from base 167 to 4822 and encodes 1551 amino acids. Gene Ontology annotation, molecular function: protein binding. The record is from RefSeq and is a predicted model, not a curated record.